AUGUUGGCAGCCAGAAAGGCUUACGCCGAUCACCAUGGGCUUUUGCUGGACGAUGUCACACCUGACCAGGUGACCAAGGAUGCUGCUGGUGCCGUGUAUUGGGCAACCAAGAACCUGAACCUGAGUGCCAGGAGCCCUACCGCACAGGCCAUGGGCCGUAGUUUCAAGCACCACCCCAACCUGAAGGAGAUGUACCAAACCUUGCUUGACUCGGAGAAGGUUCGAUUCAGGGCUGCUUGGGCCGCCACUCGGUCCUGGGACUUCGUCAAUUACGAGCGAUCCACAACCUCUUCCUACCGCAAGCGGAAAGAAGAGGUUGGAACCUUUAAGACACAACUUCAAAUCGAGAUGAUUCUUGGUGGAGAUGUGCCGGAGGAGUAUUGUUGGUCCUACAACAGCUGGCUAAAGGCCGACACGUACCUCUGGGUUGAAUCUUUGGUGUCUACGACUUCGCAGACCGAGUGGGUGAACAAAGUGACGGUUCAGGCUCAAGACAAUGUGGAUUCAUCGUGGGCCAAUCGACUCGAGUACUGCAAGGCGGUCCGGGUUUUCGCUGCCGAGAGCAAAGUGGCGAUUAAGGACGUGACGAAGGACAUGCUCGAGGGCCACGAGCUCGGGAUCAAAGGGCUUGCAGGGCUCUACGAGUCCACCCCGAGUGCUCGGCCCCAGCCUGGUGGAGAUGGCACUUGCACCGCCGCAACGCCGCAGAUCGGAGGUGCUGCACCU
Molecule: messenger RNA, 726 nt
Organism: Symbiodinium necroappetens
Lineage: Eukaryota; Dinophyceae; Suessiales; Symbiodiniaceae
Source: the annotation of a GenBank genome assembly